Messenger RNA from Cheilinus undulatus (humphead wrasse), 4092 nucleotides. RefSeq names its product CD81 protein-like. The coding region runs from base 130 to 849 and encodes 239 amino acids. Gene Ontology annotation, cellular component: membrane. The transcript is spliced from 8 exons. The record is from RefSeq and is a predicted model, not a curated record. Lineage: Eukaryota; Metazoa; Chordata; Actinopteri; Labriformes; Labridae.
GAGGAGGGGGAGGGAUUGGGUGUUGUCUCCUCGGUAGUCUCGGAGCUGAAGUCAGGAUCCAGAGUCCCCGUUAUUCUCAGCCUCUUCGUCCGUUCUCCUGUCUGCUGAAUCUCGACCCCCCGGAGCACCAUGGGAGUUGAAGGCUGCACCAAAUGCAUCAAGUACAUGCUCUUCUUGUUCAACUUCAUCUUCUGGCUCGCCGGAGGCGUGAUCCUGGGCGUGGCCCUGUGGCUCAGACAUGACCCAAAGACCAGUAACCUGCUGGAGCAGCAGUUUGAAGGAGCCCAGCCCCCCAGCACCUUCUACAUCAGUGUCCACAUCCUGAUCGCCGUGGGAGCAGUCAUGAUGGUGGUCGGUUUCCUUGGCUGUUAUGGCGCCAUCCAGGAGUCCCAGUGCCUUCUGGGAACUUUCUUCGCCUGUCUCGUCAUCCUGUUUGCCUGUGAGGUAGCGGCAGGAAUCUGGGGCUUCACGCACAGAGAAACGGUGGCGAAGGAGAUGAUGACCUUCUACGACUCCGUGUACGACAAGGCCAUGAGCGAGUCCCUGACGGAACGAGAGAAGAGGCAUGCGGCCGCCUCGGUGCUCAAGGUCUUCCACGAGACGCUGGUCUGCUGCGGUAAAGGACAAGGCUCCGCCUUCUACACUAAGUUCACCGACCUCUUCGGAGCGACCGACUUCUGCCCGUCUGCUGGAACCAUGGUGGACUGCCACCAAAGGAUCAAGGAUCUGUUCUCAGAUAAGAUUUAUCUGAUCGGGAUCGCCGCUCUUGUGGUCGCUGUUAUCAUGAUCUUCGAGAUGAUCUUCAGCAUGGUGUUGUGCUGCGGGAUCCGUAACAGCCCGGUGUACUGAAGCAUCCAAUCAGGCGUGGGAUGAAGGAGGGGCGGCGUGUUUUUAUUCUUAUUUCCUUUUAUAAGCAGGAGAUGUCACAUGUAUUGCUUGCUGGAUUUAGUUAGCUCUGUGAGAGCGUGUAAACUCCUCCAUGGAGCCUUUAAUGACACUGUCUAUGAAGUUUUAUGUUAGUCACAUGCUGUUCUGCAUAUUUAACCCAUGCUAUGCUAACCUCCUAGCUAGAGACUAUAUCAGCGCUCACCUCUGACCUCUGUUUCUCUUUCUAUUCUGCUUUUAUGGAUGUUUUUUCACUGUUGUAUGUAUAAACUGUAUAUAAAUAUCUAUAUUAACAGUGCUUUAUGACUGCCUGAGCAUGGAUGUUGAAUUACACUCUCUGCUUGUUCCCGUUCCUCCAGGCCCAACCAGACCACGCAGAUUUACCGUUAGCGUCCCCGCCGCCGUGCCGCUGUGCGACGUAUGCAGGAGACGGCGGUGCAAGGCGUUCCCCCGCUGCAGAAAUCCUUAAAAACUGUAUUUUUCUCUCAGGUUGACUGAUUCCUUUAGGUUUAAAGACAAAGCAUCAAAAUAAAAAGGACAGAAAUUCAUCCUUCGAUCCGUUUUAACCACGACGGCGAAUCAGAGCCGCUCUGAAAUAAAAACAAAGAUGACGGUCUUUAAUUCUCUAGAGACAAACUUUACAGUUAAAAGUUUAGAAGAAAUUUAUUUAAGUUUGAAAAUGUUUCAAGUUAAAAGUCUAAAUUUACAAUUUAUAAAAAUUAAGCAAUUCACAAGGAAAAAACUUUUCUUGUUUAAAUAAAAGUUUCCAAGUUUAAAAGUCUUAAAAUUACAAGAAAAAAAAAUAAUAAUUUUGAAGAUUGAGAGUCAUACAUUUACAAGACUUAAAAAAAAAUUAACAAGUUGAAGAAGUUGUAAAUUUUAGAUUUUUUUUUUUUUUUAACUGAUAACUGAAGUCAGAAAAAUCUGAGAAUCAAAAUUCAUAAAUUAACAAGAAAAGAACUAAAAUUUUAGAAUGAGUGAGUCAUGAAUUUAAAGUUUAAACAGUUGGAAAUUUAUAAGAUAAAAAACAGAAUGUUCUAGUUAAAACGUUAUAAAGAGCUUAAAUGUUUUUAAAAAUGAGAAAUUUCAACCCUGGAGUAACGACCAAUCAAACACCACGGUCCAGUAAACGUCUAAACGGCGUUUUCCUCGUGGUUACAGUCAGCUCCGUUCCUGAUUGGCUCUUGCCCGUGCCCUGUUUAGUCCUCAGAGAGCGUGCUCAGCGGUCUGGUCCCCUCACACCUCAGGAGUUCUGGCCUUAAGAAUAAAAACCGGUUUAAUCUCUUGAGCCUGGAUCAGGUCAGAGACGAGUCUGGUGGGUUUCAGCUCCUGAUUGUGUCUGGAAUCUUCCGGAAUCUUCUGUGGCGUGUUCCCUCGUCUGGUUGGGUCUCAUCCUGUCUCAUCGUCCCGUCCCGGCAUUGUCCCAAAGCGAACUAACCUCCUCGUCGCCAUGGUUCACGUAACGGUUGACCCUGGGUUUGCACUAACUCUUCUACUGUCCCGCUAACGCCGCUGCAGUCUGACCCUGAAGGCGAUUUGAAGGAGCAGACACGGUACCAUGUAGACUGAACCACGGGGGGGGGGGCGAGGACUUCCUGUCCUCAGUUCUUCCAUGUUUAAAUCAGCCUGAAGCAGAAACUCUAAAGUCUGGAAGCUCUGAGACUCUGAUGGUGGAUCUGUGACCCGGACCCAGACCUCAGCACGCUUACAGCUGUCAGAUGAGCGGACACGACGACGCUCCUCUGUCCUCCUGCUUUCUUUAUCAAUGCAGGAGUAGUUUUCCUCACUUAUUUAGGAUCAGCCGGACCUGAUAAGAAGAAAAAAAACUAAGCACUGUCUUUAAACAGGACGUAGUUUUGACUAAAAUAUGACAUGAAUAUAUUUUUUCAAGACAUUGCCAGAAAUUUAUGUAAAAUUACCAAAACCCCAUGAAAAUUUCAUGAAAUUCCUGCAAACUUUUAAGCAAAGUACCCAAAAUUUCAAAGCAAAUUUCACUUAAAAUUUCUGAGUAAAUUCCCCAAAAUUUCCACAUAAAUUGCACCUGAACUCCAUGGAAAAUUUCCCGGAAAAAAAAAAAAAGAAAACAUUCAAACAAAGUCCCUAAAAUUCCAUGAAAAUUCAGGAAAAUUUUGAGGGAAGUUUCCAAUCAAAGUCCCAAAACUUAAAAAACAUCAGCUCCAUGUAAAACUACGGGUAAAAUACCCCACAAAUAUUCCCAAACAUUUUAGGUAGUCUUUCUGGGGAUAAACAUAAAAAUUUCACCAAAAAUUCCAAUAAAUCCUUAAAAAUAUUUCAGGAAAAUUUCCCUAAAUUUUAAACCAAUCAUCACUUAACAUUUCAAAUCAAAUUUCCCAAAAAAAUGCAAAGAAAGUCCAUCCUAAAUCUGUGGAAAAUGCCCCCCCAAAAUCCUCCAAACAUCCAAACAAAAUCUCCAGAAUUUCAUGGAAAUUCAGGAAAACUUUUGAAGGAAAUUCCCUUCCCAAAUUUCCAAUCAAAUUCCCGAAAUUCCUGAAAGACAUCCCAAUCAAACGACUAAAACUUUAUUAAUACAAAUUUUAAAGCAGAAUUUAUAACUGUGUUGUAGGAAAGCCUCAUGCCCUAAUGUGUGCUCGCAGGCUCUCAGGAGGUUAUAACCGCAGCGUGUUACGCCCUGUUACCAUCCAUGAGGUGGGCGAGUCUUCGUGGUUCUGUGUCUGCUCCUGGACGCCCAGUCCUGCCCUCUCAGGCUGAUGGUAGCGCUGACUUCUGUCCUGUUUGGCGUGGGACAGCAGUCGCACCAACAGCUUUACCUGCAGGAUCUCACCGCCAGCCGACCACGGCGUUCUCGCUCUCUCACUAACACGGCCCCACAGCCAUCCCUGACGCCCUCGUUCUUCACUAACUCCUCGUUAAACUCGUGCUAACGGAGAACCAGUCCAAGUGUCUUGUAGUCCUCACAGCUGGAUUGUUCUGAACCAUGAUGCUGUAGAGACCAUGUAUGCCUUUCUCCUCCUGUAUUGUGAUGUCGUGUCUGGUACGUCCUAAAGGGAGUCUGCACGGAGGGGGAGGGGCUUGUUUUGUGGCGGUGUGGGCCAGAGGAAGUCCAACCUUGACCCUGUCCACAACGCUGCCUUUUGAACACGCUGCCACUUAAAUUUGACCCCUCUCAGCUCCUGUAGACUUUGGUUUGCCCAGAUAUAAAGGGAUUAAAUGUUCUUUACAGAUAAA